AUGUUUUUCUCCACCGAGCUUCUGUCAAAGCGCGAUAAUGGCUUUGGUCUCCUCUGGCUAGUCAAAGAAGCUUUGCUCGCUGCUACUCUUGGCUCAAAGUCGUCCUUCAAGAAACUACCGCGUCGUUCAAUUCAGACUGCAGACAUUCCUCAGCUAUGCGAUCUCAUAUCUCAUCCCUCCGAACCGCUCGCUCUACGACUUUCAAGUAACCUUAUGGUCGGCGUCGCUAGUUCGAGACUUGUGCAUAAUCCAGAUACCAGUCCGGAUGCUCUAACAUUGACGGCGGACCCAGCGGUUGCUAUUGCUUUUGAGUUUGACGCGUUUGAUGCCAAUUGGGCCGAUCUUUCAACAUUUAGUACACAACGCCAAAGAGACGCCGAAGAAGACGAUGAAUUUACGCUUGAGGGCCAGAGGUCGAAGGCCAAGCCCAAAGGCAAAUCAAAGACAUCUUUAAUCCCCUCUGAGACGGCUAGAGCAAACUUGCAUACACUCGACGAGAGUCACGAGCUCCUCCUAUCCACCUCGUUCGAGGCAAACGGGUCCUUUCUUGCUGGUUUUGAUCCAUCGUCUUCUCAAGUCGACCCCGCUAUGCGCUUCGGGUCUUUUGCCUUUGAUGAUAAUUUAUUCGGAGCAGGAGAUCAUUUUGAUCUGGGUUUGGGUGACAUCGGCGACGAGCUCGCGCGUGAGCUCGGCGAAGGCUGGGGAGCUGAUGCCCCAAACGUUUCAUUUGACGUGCCAAUGCAGAAUGAUGGGCAAGACGGGUUUGACAUGUUCCUCGAUCCUGACGGCUAUAAUCCGAAUGAGCAAGUUGCGGCGAAGGAUGCGAAAUCCAAGUCUGUUCAGGGCAGAAAGCGGCCGUUCGUGGAAUCCGAUAAAGAAAAUCUGCCACCAGCAUUGAACAAUGAUCAAGCUCCGACGCCACGUUCCAUUCUCACCCAUCUUAGCCAAGCCUCUGCACCGCGUUCUUUCGCCGAAGAGCUCAUCGCAAUUGAUAACCUUGCAGAGUUUCCUAAGGCCGUUGAAGGCCAUCCUACCACCGGAGAUCAUGCAACUCGUAAAAAGAAGAAAGUUAGGAUCCUUUUGGACGGAAGAAUCGAGUUGACCGACGAGGAGCUGAAGGCAGCUCGUGCGGAUUAUGUCAAUGAUCAACGAGCCAUUCGCCGUGACAUGGAGAGAAAGAAGUUCGAAAAAGACGGCACCAAGGCUCUUGAGGACUUGAUAUGGGGUAUUCCUGAAGGCUGUGAGAAGUUCUUCCUACCUUGCUGGUUUUGUUCACUCAUCCCCACCCUUCAGUUGCUGCUCCAGCUCUUGUCAACUUUUGGUCUGAAAUCUUCAAACUACAAGUGGAAUCUAGAUCCGGAAAUCUUCAUUCAGCUGACCUUGGCAUAUGAGCGACCUACCAAGCGCCGGAAGAAGGCGAGUAUCACAGAAGGCCCACACAAUCAGCAGGAUAUCUUUGAUGGAGCAGGGUAUUUCGGUGGCGAUGAUUACCAGCCUAUGGACUUUGGGAUGGGUUCGUACAUGCCUCCACUGUCAUGCGUUAACUUGCCGAUAUCUCGGGCGUUAGAUGUCGACUUCAAUGCGCCUGUCAAUUUCGGCGACGCGACUCGUCUUCGCUCUUCAGAGGAACCUGAACGAGGAAGAGAUGCCGCUGCUCCUACUAGCCACUUCGGACUUGAUGUUGAGGCUCUCAAUCCCAGUUCGGGAACUCAGCGCACUGCAUUCUUUCCUUGGGACAAUGCAGCCGGAACUUCCUCAUCUGCUGGAGCAGGCUUCGUUCCAGUUGGCGACAAAGGCAGCGAUCGCUUGAGCUUAGACAAGGUAGAUGUCCGUAUCCAGCGCUCACGGUCGCGAUCGGGCAGUAGAGAAGCAUCGUUUUCAGCUGCGCGAAGCCAAAACGGUAGCUUGGCUGGCCUGAACUUCCGAAUGUCUCCUAGUGGGCAACACGGCUCAGGUUUCGGUGAUGACUUCCAAUUUGACGUGACCAACGAUAGAGUCCCUGCUCAAGACACCCAAGAAGCCGAAAACGUCGUCACUAUUGAACGGACAUCUUACAAUUUCCUCGAAUAUUGUAAGAUGCAAGCACAGGUGCUACCAUCCGGACAAACGUCGCUCGCAUUUAGCGAUGUGGUUCCCUCCACUACAAGCUCGCGUCGUGUAGCCGCGGCUGCUUUCCAUCAUUGCCUUGGUACGUUCAGUGCUAGCGAUUCUCUGACAUACGCUUCUGGAGCAUUGCGAUCACCACCACUUUCGGUGCUUUGA
Fomitiporia mediterranea MF3/22 is the source of this 2262-nucleotide messenger RNA. RefSeq lists its product as uncharacterized. The coding region runs from base 1 to 2262 and encodes 753 amino acids. The transcript has 13 exons. Gene Ontology annotation, cellular component: cohesin complex; synaptonemal complex. Gene Ontology annotation, biological process: mitotic sister chromatid cohesion; synaptonemal complex assembly; replication-born double-strand break repair via sister chromatid exchange. Lineage: Eukaryota; Fungi; Basidiomycota; Agaricomycetes; Hymenochaetales; Hymenochaetaceae. Gene Ontology annotation, molecular function: chromatin binding; protein binding. The record is from RefSeq and is a predicted model, not a curated record.